AUGGAGUUGCUACAGAAGGAGCACCAGCGCGUGUUCAAGCGGGUGCAGAGCUCGAAGAGUAUUAAUGACGUGCAGGCCACAAUUGAUUUGCUGAGAGAAGCUCGAGAUGCUAUUGAAAGGGAUCCGAGCUCCGCUUCGAUAACCCUGGCUAAACUUCAAAACCCGGCCAAAGCCUCCUUUGAUACAAUCAACGACAGUUUAAAAGAAACUUACACUGCCUUGAACAAGUAUGGCAGGGCUCUGGACAAGGCAAGAUGCUCCUGGACUAUGACGCGGGAUAAGCCCCUUCCGAGCACCGAAUAUGACGCUCUGUCAUUGCAGUCUGCUCUCGUCAAUAGGGCGAUUGCAAUGCAUUUGUUGCGAGAAGGCCAGUUCUCCGUAGCAUCCACCUUCCUCUCAGAAGUGGCGGCAAAUCCGACCCCUGCACAGUCCUUUAGCGAUAUACCCAGCUCAGGUCAGCGCAACAAUGCAUACCAGCAAUUUGAUGAUUUGCAAUCCGGAGAAAUGCGAGACCAAUUUUCCUUGAUGUAUCGUAUAUUACACCAGUUGCGUGAGGAGCAAAAUCUACUGCCUGCCAUCGACUGGGCAAGAGAACAUCGAGUCGAGCUGGAGAAAAGGGGAAGCAAUCUCGAAUUCGAGCUGUGUCGGCUGCAGUUCGUAUGGUUGUUUCAUGGCGGCAAGACGGGCAAUACAUCGAUGAUAGCUGGCAGAGCCGCUGCACUCGAAUAUGCGAGAACAGAUUUUCGCCAUUUCCACGCCCGACACCUUCGUGAGGUCGAACAGUUAAUGGGCGCCAUGGCAUUCUGUCCGAAUCUUGAUGACUCUCCGUAUAAAUCUAUUUUCAAUAACCCCUGGGCAUGGUCCGAUGUUGCUACGGCAUUCACACGCGAGUUCUGCGCUCUACUUGGCUUAUCAGCCGAUUCUCCUCUAUAUAUCGCUGCCACGGCAGGGGCAAUCGCUCUUCCCACCCUUCUCAAACUCCAAGCUAUCAUGAAAGAGAAACGCACCGAGUGGACCACUCAGAAUGAAUUACCCGUCGAAAUCCCUCUUCCACCAUCUUACCUCUUCCAUUCUAUAUUUGUAUGUCCUGUUUCUAAAGAACAGACCACCGAUGACAACCCACCUAUGAUGAUGCCCUGCGGGCAUGUCGUUGCCGAAGAGUCUCUAAUGAGAUUAAGCAAAGGUGGCAAAUUUAAAUGCCCAUAUUGUCCGAAUGAGAGCCACCCAAGGGAUGCAAAAAAGGUUAUUUUGUGA
Messenger RNA from Coccidioides posadasii C735 delta SOWgp, 1254 nucleotides. RefSeq lists its product as uncharacterized. The record is from RefSeq and is a predicted model, not a curated record. Lineage: Eukaryota; Fungi; Ascomycota; Eurotiomycetes; Onygenales; Onygenaceae.